AUCCUUUGCCAUGGCACCGCCCCCGCCACUUCCGCCACGAAACCAGAGGUCCCUCCCCGACGCCGGAAGUCCCGCGGCCCUGCUUCCGCGCGGACCUCCCCCAACCCGGCGCGGAGAAAAGGCUCUGCUUCCGGCCCCGGGUGGGCGCCGGCUGGGCUCGCGGUGCGCGGCGGAUCGCAGUCCCGGGAGCGUCUUUCCCCCGUACGUUGGCGCGGGAAGCUCGGGCCGCGGCCGCGUCAGAAGAGUGCCGGUCCGGGCGCGAGACUCGUGCGGGGCCAUGAACGGGACCGUGAACCCGCUGCUGGAUCGCGAGGAGCACUGCUUGCGGCUCGGAGAGAGCUUCGAGAAGCGGCCGCGGGCCUCUUUCCACACCAUUCGCUAUGACUUUAAGCCAGCAUCUAUAGAUACUUCUUGUGAAGGAGAGCUUCAGGUUGGCAAAGGAGAUGAAGUCACAAUUACAUUACCACAUAUUCCUGGAUCUACACCACCAAUGACUGUGUUCAAGGGGAACAAACGGCCUUAUCAGAAAGACUGCGUGCUUAUCAUUAAUCAUGACACUGGUGAAUAUGUGCUGGAGAAACUCAGUAGCAGCAUUCAGGUCAAGAAAACAAGAGCCGAGGGGAGCAGUAAAAUCCAAGCUCGCAUGGAACAGCAGCCCACUCGUCCCCCACAGCCACCACAGCCACCACCACCUCCACCACCUAUGCCAUUCAGAGCUCCGACAAAACCUCCAGUAGGACCCAAAACUUCGCCCUUGAAAGAUAACCCCUCACCUGAACCUCAACUGGAUGACAUCAAAAGAGAGCUGAGGGCCGAAGUUGACAUUAUUGAACAGAUGAGCAGCAGCAGCGGGAGCAGUUCCUCUGACUCGGAGAGCUCGUCAGGAAGUGAUGACGACAGCUCCAGCAGUGGGGAUGAGGACAAUGGCCCGGCGUCCCCCCUGCAGCCUGCACACCAGCAGCCCUACAAUAUCAGGCCGGCUGUCGCCAAUGGAACCAGCCGGCCACAAGGCAGCAGCCAGCUCAUGAACACACUCAAGUCUCUACGCCAGAAGAGAUUUAAGGCAAAAGAAAGGAUCCCGACAAAGAAAAUUAGGAGCAGAAAGGAGAAAUGACUUGCAGUUGAGUGAGUCUGGCAGUGACAGUGAUGACUAGACGCGGCUCUUUCGAAAUCAGCUUCUCGUGCACAGAUGUGCUGCUGGACCCGGCUGCGCUCGCACAGAGCCCCAUGCUGAGAGGGACACACUGUGGAUCAGUGACUGUGUAGGAGUUUGAGGCUCUGGAGGUCUCAGAUAUUCAAGUCUUUAACUUAGUGGUGGUGGGUGAUUUUCUCGUAUAAUUUCCGAACAAUCUCCUGUUGCAAAGUAGAACUGUGAUAGAACUAACAGAAUUAUAUUUCUAUUUGAUUAACACUGUUCAUGGACAACAGAUCAAUGUGCCCUGGUCUAGGUUACUCAAAGGCCUUUAUCUCUAUCAGGCCAGUGAUUCCAUUUUAAACCUCAGCAGCCACCUGUUUGGCCAGGUGGUUUGCACCAGUGAAAUGAAACCUGGUCUUUGAGGGGUAGGAGAGGGAGGGAAACCUCAAACUGCAGCAUUGAAAUAUGUUAAAACCACUUCACACUGCUGAGACAAAGUGGUAAGGAAGUUUUGUUGGACCCAACCUGAUAAGCUGUGUAGAAACAGACUUCAAGAGAGAGUCCUAGAGCAUCUGCCGGGCAGGACCCUGGAGCUCUGCUAGUUCAACCCCCUCAUUUACAAAUAAGGAAAGAGAAGCCCACGGUUGGCUACGGCUGGUCUCGUGCCCCCACUCCAGACUUUCCCUGCUGCUCCCUCCCUUGAAUCUCACUUAUUGGAACUGGAGAUUAUUAUACUUGACACUGAUAGCUGUACAUUGGAGCUUUUAUUGGAUUCCAAAAGACAAAACUGUUGGGUACGUCUGACUCAGAUUCUGAUCCAGAAAGUCUCUAACUCCAUGAGGCUAGGUGAGCAGGUUAAACCAUCAGCCACCAUGCUGACACUCAAGGUACAGUCAGAUGGGGGCUCUUAGUUCCACGUAGACCCAUACUAAGGGUUCUUUAUUCAGUGCAUUCUAGUAGGGGGAGGUAGGAGUGGAAGAGAGGUGUACUGAAGGAAGCUUUCCAAACAAAAGAACCAGCAGCAGGUUUUCAAAAACCAGAAUCUAGAUAGGAAGCAGUUCUGCAAUAUGAAAUGAGCACAUUCUUUGAGAAGACAUUUCUGUUCAUGCUUUUCUACCACUGUUUGUGCCUGACUCCCCGACCAAUCUGUAUUUUUGAUAUAAGAAAGUCACAAGAUUGCCUUUUUGCCAUGUGUGGUUUCCACGUGAAUCUUACAGGAAACUGGUCACUAGUAAAUGUUCCGUAUUGAGUGAAUGUGUGAUAAAUUGUCCUGUGAUUAGUAUGGAAUAGCCCAUUUCUGUAAUUGGAAUGAAUACAAUUUGAAGGUCCUGAGAAAUUUCUAUUUACUUUGGUUCAGUGGGUAUCAAGAACAUUAAAAAUGAUUUUCCUUCCUUGGGUUCCUCCACUUAAAGAUGGCCUCUGCUUCCUCUGUUAGUGGAUGGAAGCAGUCUGGACCUGGGAAGGAAGUAGAUGAUUCACAGUGGGGGCUCUGGGGAGAGUUGCACCUUAUAGAAUCACCUGUUGGAUGGACACAGUGCCUCUGGGUGAGCUGGAGAUGUGGGCCUGGCACCGUCAUCCAGCAGCACACUCACACCACCCCACCCAGUACAGAUAAUAGGGUAACACAGUAGUCCUCUAUGGUGGGUUCUUAAUGCAUCAUGAUGUUUCUGUGGGUUUAAGGGCAGGUAGGAAUUUAUUUAUAAUGAAUUGAUAAUUGUUUUUUAAUUCCUUGGUAAUGACAGCUCAGGGAAGGUGCGAGUCAUGACUGGGAGACUUAUUACUGGAUAUGGGAAUUGGUUCAGAGAUCUUAACUUGCUCAACUUGGGGCAGGUUCCAGGAACUUGAACUAAAAAUAUCUAUUUAAACCUCUCUCUCUCUUUUUUUUCUCCCAACGUCUUGAUUUAUACAGACAGAAUUGUGGUUUUUGGUAUGUUGGGUCAAGAUGUUUGUUUCUAUAGGAAAUGCUUGCAUAUGGCACUGGAUUUGGUGAUUUGAGCUCUCUAGGCUUCAGACCCUUUCCUCUGUCACCCAUCCUGUCUCACACUGCAUGGUUCUCCUCUAGCCUGUUUCCAUUUUGUUCUCUGCACAAAGCCCUCUUGGUUCCCUCACUCGGCCCUCUAUCUUCACCCACCAGAACAAGAACAAGAACAAGAACAAGGAAUCUUUUCUUUUCAGAAAUCAAGAAUUUGGCCUCAGAGACUACUUCUCAUGAGUAACCUCAUGCCAGCCUCACUGGACUUGGUCUUUGUGCCUCUGUGCCUUUUCAGUGUCUCCCUUCCCUCUGCCCCGCCAAGCCCCAGUCCUGACACUCUGGAGACGCCAUCCUCGUGGACUCUUCCUCUGUUCGUUUCUGCCCACUACUGUGGACAUACUGACCUUCCUCUUGCCUGAGCUCUGGUUGCUGUGCACUCCUUAAAAGCAGGGACUGUCCUUCUCAUCUCUGUUCCUUGGGGUGUCCACAGGAAUAGAUAUUCAGAUGCUUAUGGCCUGGUGGGGAGGAGGGAGAGAAAACCAACCAGUGGAGUACAGAAGGUAGACAUAGAGAAAACAUUCCAAUUCCAGUUUGGAGACAGCUGGAAAUGAUCCAUGCUGAUUUUCUUGGUUUUGAAGUCUCUAACGGAAUUGUUCAAAUUGCCUUUUCUUUGUCUUGUACACCUUCUACCAUACCGUGGGUCUUUAGGCAAGGUAUAAAGACUUAAAUCCGAGGUACCCAAGGAGCCAUGGCAAACCACAGUAAAGAUGUGAUUUGGAGAAAUGUAAUACAAACGAGAUGUGUGAUGAUGCCACUCAUUAACUACUUUAUUUCUAGAGCAGAAUCAUUGUUUUCUGUGUGUGGUAUUAAUAUUUGUGUGCUUCAGUGGUGGGAAAACUUGAAAAUUCCAAAAUCCUUGCUAUCUUUAUUGAGAGGCUGGUUAAAUAGGGUAUGUAUUGGGGGGGGGUGUGUAUGUGUGUGUGAGAGAGAUGUAUUUAUUACAUUAUUUUGAAAGAUAAUAGUCUGUUCUGUGGAUGUAUAUUAUUAGGUACAGCCAAGUUGGAAGUUUCCAUUUGGCAAGGAAGGUAGGAUUUCUGAAACUCAGGCCUUAACCAGUAGGUUGGAAGACAAGACCAAUUGAAGCGUUAUGAAAUGUUUUUGUUGCUUCUGUCCUCUCUGUCUUGGGUUUGUUGUCUUACUCUUUAAUGAUUUUUAAAAAUCUCGUGCCUAAAACUUUAUUUUGCAUAAUUAUGAAGUAGAUGUGCAUGUUUACAUUUAUGUAAAAUAUUUGCUGUGUAAAGUUUUUUUUUUGUUUGUUUAUUCUCUUAAAGAUCACUAUAUUU
This is a messenger RNA of Mustela erminea (ermine), 4450 nucleotides long. RefSeq names its product ELL associated factor 1 (gene EAF1). Gene Ontology annotation, molecular function: transcription elongation factor activity. The transcript has 7 exons. The record is from RefSeq and is a predicted model, not a curated record. Lineage: Eukaryota; Metazoa; Chordata; Mammalia; Carnivora; Mustelidae. Bases 11 to 1114 code for a protein of 367 amino acids. Gene Ontology annotation, cellular component: super elongation complex. Gene Ontology annotation, biological process: regulation of transcription elongation by RNA polymerase II; positive regulation of DNA-templated transcription.